Cyphellophora attinorum is the source of this 1632-nucleotide messenger RNA. RefSeq lists its product as uncharacterized. Bases 1 to 1632 code for a protein of 543 amino acids. The transcript has 2 exons. NCBI's taxonomy places the organism in Eukaryota, Fungi, Ascomycota, Eurotiomycetes, Chaetothyriales, Cyphellophoraceae. The record is from RefSeq and is a predicted model, not a curated record.
AUGGAUCCUUCGUCAAGCAACGUAUAUGUGCCAGCCGACCAAUCCUUUCUUUUGCCACACCGGUACCCGGGGCCUCGAUCGCUCUCGCAAAAUCUGCCGUUGCGUGAAGAAGCGCCUGCCUUAGCUGCUCCGCGCAGGACGCGCGCUUCUAAGCCAAAAGGCGAACGAUGUACUUCGACGGGCCGCAAAUGUGACGGAUACGAGUUCCCUAAGAAGGCCGACCAACAAGAAUUAAAACGUUCUUCAUCAAGUCUCUCGCCACCACCCAAGAGACCCGCACUUGUAUACAACAAUCUUAUACUACCCACAUCACUAUCCCAACCAUUCGACGGCACCCUUCAGGAGAAACGACUAUUCCACAGGUUUCAGGUACGAACUGUGCCCAGCUUCGCCGGCGGCUCCGAGUCCAAUUUCUGGACCAAGAUCGUCCUCCGGGCCGGGCAAGAAGAGCUCGUAGUCCGCAACGCCAUCAUCGCCCUCGGGGCUCUGCACGAAGAUUACCAGAUCCGUAGUGGCAAGUACGACGCUCAGCUCAUCGAGGAUCAGAGCUACCGGGACGUUACCUUGCUUUACGGCAAGGCACUACGCCAGCUCAAUCAACGCCUCAACGAGCCGAGUCAGGAGAACGCCAAGAUUGCCAUUAUAUGUAGCAUCCUUUUCGCAUGUUUCGAGGUACUUCGACGGAAUAAUAUGGCCGCCGUCGUUCACUAUCAGCAGGGUAUGAGACAGUUGAUGCGGCAAAUGGCCCUACCUACACCAUCACCAUCACCUACAGACAACAAGAGCUCGUCAGGGUCAUCGUUCUCAAGUACACAAUCAACGUCGCUAACAGUCCGCUUUCGCGAGAUCCCGGAGGAUGAGCUCGACGAUAUCAUGCGCGUGUUUGCCCGAUAUGACAUACAAGCAUGUACAUUCAGCAAGGAUCGUGCCGAGCCAUUACAUGUCGACACCUCUUCACCAAGAUCAGUUCCAGCACUCACUGAUCUUAGUCUGCCUCAAGUGCGAACUCAUCUCGACAACCUCCUAGUAUGCGUCUACCAGCUGAUCAAGUCUGAUCUACGGAUGUACCGGUAUUGGGACGUCAACAUGGUGCCACCGUUAUGGCAGCAGCGACGAACAUCCGCCAUCCAAGUCUUCGAAGACUGGUCAGGCGCAUUGGAGCAAUUCUUCACCAACGCCGAAAAGACAAUGCCCCACCAUGAAGUCAGGUCAUUACUCGGGCUGCGAUUACAGAUUCAGGUUGCGAUCAUCGAACUUAAGAUGUCGAUAGACCACAAGACUGAAACAUGCUACGAUGCCUUCCGAGCAGACUUCGCAGAAAUGGUCGCUCGAGUGGAGAAGCUCUUCGCGUCCCUGGCUCUUCACGAUGCCAAGCCGCUCGAUGUCGAGACAGUUGAUUUCACAAUGGAGCUCGGUCUCAUACAUCCAUUGUUCUUCAUUGCUGUGAAGUGCAGAGACUGGAACGUGAGAAGACGGGCUGUUGCCUUAUUGCGAAAAGCUGGCAAGGAAGGCGUCUGGGAGGGCCCGAUCAUGGCUGUCUUGUCCACGAAGAUUAUGAGAUUGGAAGAGCAGGGUUGCGCUCGGGGCACGUUGGUUCCUGAGCGCAACCGAUUCCAUGAGAUCAAGAAGUGA